AUGGCGGCUGCGGCGGGGGGCUCCUCCUCGUCCUCCUCGGCGGGGCAGCCGCAGCAGCUGCUGGCGUCGGCGCGGGCCUGGGUGCCUCGGCCCUCCCCGCUGCCGCUCCUGGGCCGCACCGGGCGGCGCCUCCUCCUCCUCCAGCUCAGCGCCGCGCCCGGCCACGACCGCUUCCGCCUCGGCCUGAGGGGCGGCCAGGACUCGGGCCCAGAGCCGAGCCUGGUGGAGUACAGCCUCAGAGAGAUUUCCUAUGAAGUGAAGACGCCCACAUGCCAUGAGCUGAAAGUCUUGGCUCGCCCGGAUGACCCCAUUGUCUUUCAUUUUGAGGAUGAGCACGAGGCCCAGAAGUGGUGGGCAGUCGUCAGCAGCUCCCUUUGGGAGGUCCAGAAAGCUGCGGAGGGCCCCCACGUGGCGACAGGACGGUCUCCUCAUAAUCUUUCAGCUGCUACGAACUCUCUGCCUGUGUCAGAGCCUGAGGGCUCUCUGCCUGCGGAACUGGCCAGGAAAGAAGACCUGGCUUUCCAGCUUUCCACGGCUAUUGAACUUGGGAACCAGGAAGAGGCUGUUCGAUGUGCCACAGCACUGGCUCAGCAACAAGCGGCUCUGCGCAUCCUUCCAAAGGAGUCCUGCUACCCCGCGAGUGAGAUCAGCAUGAAGGUGGGCGUGGAGGAUGCUAUGUGCUCAGCCAACAUCACCAUCCCGGUGCAGACGCACACCACAAUCGCGGCUCUCAGGCAGAAGGUCUUUCAGGAUUAUGGGUUCCACCCCAGUGUCCAGCGCUGGAUUAUUGGUCAGUGCCUCUGUGUCGACGACCGGACAGUGGGCUCCUACGGGAUUCGCAAGGAUGGAGACACGGCCUUUCUCUACCUGCUGACUGCAAAAGUGGCCAGUCUCUCGGAGCAGCGCUACAAAGAGGACAAAGACUGGGUGGUGCUGCAGCCGGCCCCUUCGUCGCUCUCGGAUGGCUCCAACGCUGGGCGGCCUUCGUCCAACUCUCUGCCAAAGACAGCAGGUGCGUCUCAUGGAAGUAAGAAGAAUGACAUCGAGGAGAGGUUGAGUGUGCUGCAGCUGACCGACCUCCUUCCCAACCAGCCUCCAGCUCUUCCGGCUGCAGCUGUUGCCCCCCCUUCCCCUGUCCAGGCCGGCUGGUCCUGUCCGACCUGCACCUUCAUCAACAAGCCCACCCGCCCCGGCUGUGAAAUGUGCAGCACCGACCGGCCUGCCAGCUAUGUGGUUCCUGGCAGCUACAGACCCGAUGAAAUGGAGCUGUGGCGGAUGCAGCAGGAGAAGGAGGGGAUUGUGCGGUACCAGCAGGCCCUGGAGCAGGAGCGGUGGCAGAACUUCCAGCAGCUGUGCCAGCUGGACGAAGAGGCCCUGGUCCCCACCCAGGAGGCCACGGAGUGCCGCAUUUGCUACUUAGACGUGGAGCCGGGCCAGGGGGUGCUGCUGCGGGAGUGCCUCCACAGCUUCUGCAGGGACUGUCUGCGGCAGCUGAUCAACUGCAGCGAGGAGCCCCAGGUGGCCUGCCCCUUCCGGGAUGACAGCUACGCCUGCAGCAGCCACCUACAGGACCGAGAGAUCCGGGCGCUGGUGUCGCAGGAGGAGUACGAGCGUUUCCUGGAGAGGAGGCUGGCGGUGGCUGAGAGCCGCGCCCAGAACAGCUACCACUGCCAGACGGCCGACUGCCUGGGCUGGUGCAUCUACGAGGACGAUGUCAAUGAGUUCCGUUGCCCUAUCUGCUGGGCACUCAACUGCCUGGUGUGCAAGGCCAUUCAUGAGGGCAUGAACUGCAAGCAGUACCAGGACAAGCUGCAGUCCCAGGCCCAGAAUGAUGCUGAGGCCCGGGAGACCAGCAACAUGCUCAAGACGCUGGUGCAAUUGGGGGAGGCCAUGCACUGCCCCGUCUGCCGCAUCGUGGUCCAGAAGAAGGGUGGCUGCGACUGGCUCCGCUGUCCUGUCUGCCAGACGGAGAUCUGCUGGGUGACCAAAGGGCCCCGCUGGGGGCCAGGGGGCCCUGGUGACACCAGUGGAGGCUGCCGGUGCAACGUCAACGGGCAGAGAUGCCACCCCAAUUGUCUGAACUGCCACUGAGCACCUGCUGCCAGGAGGAAAGACACAAGGGACGCAGUACGCCCCCUCCUGAACUGCUGCGGGUGGGGCUUCACUAGAGACAGAGGCUCCUUCCCCCCCCCACUGGACUAUUUAACCCUGUAGUGGCUUGCUAAUGCUUCAUCCCUACAGAGCUGGGGUGGAGGCUGAUCUUCCCACACCUUCCUGGCAGUCCGUAUCUACCUCUGAAGGUUGGCCCCCCCACAAGCAAGCAUCACGGAUGGGUCAGAGGAAAACAAGAGCAAUUCUCCCGAGAACCUCCUCCCCAAGCCCUGGGGAGCUGCCAGGGGCCCCAAGAUGCAUGUAGCUGCACAUCUGGGUGAGAGAGCCAUUCAAUAAAGGUGUAAAUGCUGG
This is a messenger RNA of Heteronotia binoei (common prickly gecko), 2463 nucleotides long. It is a transcript of the gene SHARPIN, whose product is annotated as SHANK associated RH domain interactor. NCBI's taxonomy places the organism in Eukaryota, Metazoa, Chordata, Lepidosauria, Squamata, Gekkonidae. Gene Ontology annotation, biological process: proteasome-mediated ubiquitin-dependent protein catabolic process; protein linear polyubiquitination; positive regulation of canonical NF-kappaB signal transduction. Gene Ontology annotation, cellular component: LUBAC complex. The transcript has 14 exons. The coding region runs from base 1 to 2091 and encodes 696 amino acids. The record is from RefSeq and is a predicted model, not a curated record. Gene Ontology annotation, molecular function: metal ion binding; ubiquitin-protein transferase activity; ubiquitin binding.